AAGAUGAGAUUGACAGUCGAGGAGGCGGGGCGGGUGCUCUCAGCUGACCCAAGGUGGUGUGUCUGUGAGUGUGUGUAUGUGUGUCCAGGCCGCCUCGCAUCACCCACACCACAGCACGCCUCCUCACGCCAACUCCAACAGAGAAGUGGGUGUUAGAAGGGGUGGAGAAGCUGGCCAGUCCUGCGAGAAGCUUGGCUAGGGUGGUGGUGGUGGUGGUGAAAGCCCAGUGUGAGGCACCAUGGAGGUGGGGGAGGGGGAGGUCCUGGAGGGGUUCCUGUGUCCCGUGUGCCGCCAAGAUUGCUCCUCGGUGACCCGCCUCCAGGCGCACUUUGAAGAGCGGCACAGUGCUGAGGACCAUGUGGUGCUGCAGUCCUUCAAGGGCUUCCUCAACAAGGCUAAGAAGAAGUUUCUAAAUGAGGAUGAGCCAGAUGGGGGUUCCCUGCGGCCCCGGUCCCUGCUCACUUCCCUCAGUCCCUCCCGUGGCUUGGAGGAUGACGGAGAUGCACUGCAGGAAUACCAGCCCAAUAACCCCUGGAAUUGGGAUCCUCCACCCCCAGGACCCUGGAGGAACCACACCAGUCACUUCAAACGGGUGCGCAGUGCGAGGAUCGACUCCUUUGUGGCUGAAACCAACAAGCUUCUGAUCCGACUUGACAAGCUCCUCACAGACCUUCCCACAGACCCAGUCAAGAGGAAAGCUCAUGAACGUUCCAUUGUGAACUGGGCUGAGGAUCAGGAUGUGCCUCUGUGCCCCUUCUGCGCCCGCUCCUUCAGCCUGGCCCGGCGCCGCCACCACUGCCGCCUAUGUGGGGGCAUCAUGUGCCAGGAAUGCUCCCUCAUGCUCACAUUGCAAUAUGCCAAGAAGCUUGUGACCCCCAUUCACCAGGGAGGGGGCACAGAGGAGCCUUCCACAGUGGUAGGGGGCAGCAGCAGCAGUGGUGGUGGUGGUGGUGGUGGUGGUGGCAUGGGGUCCCUGCUUGCCGGGCUGAAGAGGUCAGGCUCCCAAGGCUCUCUCAACUCCAUCCUCUCUGUGGUGGACUCCAUGAAGACAGAGCAGCACUUCAGGGCCUGUGCACACUGCAUGGGGAGACUCAAUGCAAGAGACAAUCAGGUGGAGCAGCGCACGUCCCGACCAAUACUCACCAUGUACUAUGACAAGCUGAUGGAAUACCGGCACCAAAUGGAGGACCUUCUGCCACAGUACAUGCGCAUGGCAGAGUCACUCAGGUCUGGGGAGAGCACAUACUCGCUUCGUGAUGCAGAGGAGGUGCGGGUGAAGCUGUUGAAGAAAGGGGACAGUCUCAAUUCCAUGGCCAGUCGGAUCAAGAAUCUGGGCGCCAAUGAGGAUGGCAGGGAACCUCCCGGGCCCCGCCAGGAGCUACUGUUACGCAGGAUCCAAUCCACCACAUCCUCCUUCCUGAAGGAGAACGUCCUCUCUCUACCAAAGCUUCCCACACAACAGGAGCUGAAGGAACUGCAGGAGAGGAGAAGGAUGGAGGCAGAGGCACGUUUGGCAGCAGAGAAGGAGGCAACGAGGCAGGCCGAGGCAAAGGCUGCAGAGAUACUGAGAAAGAGGGACAGAGACUCACCCCGCUCUAACCAUUCCCGCAGCUCUCCCCACCACCCUGUCCCACCCACCCUCAGGAAACAGCCCACGGAAGAGGUUGUGGUAGACACUGGCUGGGGUGCCGACUCCUCAGCUCAUAAUGUGACCGAGACAGAUGACCCGCUGAUCCAACAGAUGAACAUUAUUAGGAACUACAUCAAGCAGGCCAGGGAGUCCAGUCGCUAUGACAACAUUCCACUGCUGGAGGCCAACCUGAGGGAGCUGCAGGAGGAAUACAAGAAACAGCAGCGCCUCAUGAAUCCAUAGCACCACCUUCACCAUGGCUCCUCUUCCACCUCCUCUUCCUCUUCCUCAUCCUCCUCUUCCUCUUCCUCUUCCUCAUCAUCUACAUCGUCCUCCUCCACCUCCUCUGCUUCCUCAUCUUCCUCAGUCUCCUCCACUGCCUUCUGUUCCUCCUCCCUGUAGAAUACUCAUGCAGUCAGUCGUUGCAAGGUGACAGGACAGGGUACAACACAGGACACUUCAGGUUCUUUACAGGCUUCCAAGCAAGAAUGGAGCUAAGCUAGCAUUUCCUCCUCUACCUCCUCUCCUUGCCACUGCCGUCACCUCUUCCUCUCCCUCCUUGUUUGUGUAGUGUUGAAAGGAGGUUAGUUCUCAUUGCGGAGCCUUUUUCAAGAAAGGGAUUUUUGCUACUUUGCUACUCCACCUCCAUCGUGGUGGUAUAGUACUAAUUCACUCAUUGAUGUUUGGGAAGCUUCUAGCUUGUGAUUAUUGUGCACAUCUGAAGAAAGGUGGAAGUGUGUGUGUGUGUGUGUGUGUGUGUGUGUGUGUGUGUGUGUGUGUGUGUGUGUGUGUGUGUGUGUUACAGCAGACAAGGACCAAAGACUUGAAGAGCUGAGGCAAUUUGCCUCCUGGCCACACUGCAAACCUGUUGUGUCUGUUCCAUGAUGAACAAUGCCAGUUGCUUUUGUUUGACCUUACAGUUCACACUAACACUAUGUAGAGUGUUUUGAUAUCUUCACCUGCCAGGUUGAGGAGAACACACUGUGCACACCACGUGCAGCUGAGAGAGGAACUAGGGAGGAUCGUUCCUGUGUAUUUGAUGGCUAAUCCUUAUUAUUAUUCUGGUUGUUGAGAGUGUGAUAACUCACUCAGAAACAUUUCUAUGAAGUAUGAUGAUGUCAGCCUUACCAGUCAUUACUGCCCGUACUGAAGUGUUUUGAUAAACAUUCCAAAAUUGACCACUGAUCCGAGUGAGUGUCUCCGCCACGAAUAGUGCAGUGGCUCACCAUCCAUUGUGUCCGUCUGCUUCCUGCACCAGCCACUCACUCCAGCAUGAUGGGUCACUUUCUCUCACUUAUCACUCUCUGCUCAAUAAAUCCCACACAGGAACAAAGCACUUGUACCUAAGUGGUGAAGCAAAAGACAAAACUUUAAGCUUACUAUUUCACUUAAUUCAUCAUCAUUUGUAACCUUAAGAGAAUCAUUGAUUUUGUGGUUUUAACAUGUACACAUUCAUGCCAGGGUUGUGUGAAUGAUAUACUUGUACAGUCAUCCCCAUCGUUCAUCCAUUACAUAUAGAGAAUCGGUCAAGUCACCACACAUACCAACAAACAUUUGCAUCCUAUUUACACAUAAUACUUUUCACUGGCUAAGGGAGUUAUGUAGUAGUAAUUGAACACUGAGAGGCAGGAAGACAGUUGUGUUGAGUUGUGUUGUGGGGAGGCAAUGGUUAGGCCUUGUGGUACCUGAGGGACAGGUGGAGGUGUGCCUGGCCUGGCCCUCCUCAGGCUACUUGUAAGAGCAGAUAACACUUUUAUUGUUGUUCCUUUAUUUUGUUUCUCUUGUUUUUUUACCGUUGUUUUCCUUUCAUUCUGCAUUAUUUUCAGUUUAUGUUGUGAAUUCUGUUUUCAUCUUUUGAUAUACUUUUUAUUUCUUUUCUUUAUCAGUUCUCAUCUUUCCCUUUCCUUUGCUGUAAUCAUGGAGUGGCCAAGCAGUAAGGAAGUAAGACAAGACCUGACUCGUACCAAACUCCUCCCAUCAUGUGGUGCCACUCCUCUCUGCCAUGCAGGAAAUAAUGCAGUGUCAUGCUUCUCAGCUGUGUGUGCCACUCCAGGCCCUGCUAAGACUAAUGCCUCAUCCCUGUGCCACCCCCUACACCUCCCUCCACAGAUAACCCUGCUUGUAUACACUGGACCCGCACAAGACAAGACUCUUCACUCUGGCUAAACCUACAGCUAACAUCACUUUCAAAGGACCGUGAUUUACCUGCACACUUGUGGCAUCCCAGUGUUUCAGGUGAUGUUGCCAAAGUGAGCCAGUCUGUCAUGUUUGACGUCGAACGAAGACAGACAUAUGACCAAGGGAAAAUGCGAGAAGCCAGGCGAGACAACAGCAGCGUGACAAAAAUUUCCUUUGACGUGGGGGUGUGCGAAGGACCAGCAGCAGCACCACCACCACCACCACCAGAGACUGGCAGAACUCGACUAGGAGUGAUAGGACCUGCAUGUCAAAAAAAGAAAAGACCAACUCUGAGGAUACAGCAAUAUUUCACAAUCUCAUGUUAACAUAUUAGCAACUGGAACUUAUUUUCUUGCACUUUUGCGAAAGAAACUUAGCUGUCAGCUCGGAAUGGAAAGGACGGUCCUAGCUAGGUAGGACUAUAGGAUUUUUUUUUUCGAACGCAUUAAUUAAUCAUUUGCGAAUCUUUUACCAAUAAAGGGUUAUACUGUCA
This is a messenger RNA of Portunus trituberculatus (swimming crab), 4301 nucleotides long. It is a transcript of the gene Rbsn-5, whose product is annotated as rabenosyn-5-like. The transcript has 15 exons. The coding region runs from base 239 to 1873 and encodes 544 amino acids. The record is from RefSeq and is a predicted model, not a curated record. Gene Ontology annotation, molecular function: metal ion binding. NCBI's taxonomy places the organism in Eukaryota, Metazoa, Arthropoda, Malacostraca, Decapoda, Portunidae.